UGUCAUGAUCACAAACACAUGGUCGCUUGAACUGACGUGUGCUGAGCAGACGAUAAACAAGUCAUUCUUAAAAAUGAAGUUUCACAUACAAUGAAGGAUGGAGUUAAACAAUAAUAUUAUCAAGCCAGCAAAACAAUGUAAAAAUAAUUGGAAAGUGAGAUUCAAACAUUCGAACAUACCGGCUGUCAUCGGGAUUCCUGUAGCAGCAGCAGUCGUGUGCUACAUCAACUCGUUGGAGGGUGACUUCCUUCAUGAUGAUAUGUUUGCUAUAAAAUCGAAUCGGGAUGCUAGAGGCGAAUCUUCCUUAUCUGAAGUGUUUUAUAAUGAUUUCUGGGGAAAAGCUAUGACGGAUAAAACCAGUCACAAGUCCUACAGACCGAUAACAGUAUUAACUUUCAGAUGGAACUACUAUCUUAGCAAUGGCAAUCCCUACAGCUUUCAUGUGACCAAUGUUUUACUCCAUGCCAUCAUGACGGGACUACUUGUUUAUACCUGCCUGGACAUAUUUCUCCUCCAACCUCGAGUAUGUCUAAUGACGGGAAUACAGUUCGCUGUUCACCCCAUACAUACUGAAGCAGUAGCAGGACUUGUUGGAAGAGCUGAUGUCCUGGCUGGGAUUUUCUUUUUUAUAUCAUUCAUUUUAUAUAUCAAGAGUCUAGAUGUGAGAUGGCAAAAGAGUUGUCUCCUCUUCCCAGAGGUACAGAGUUCAGUCCUCUUGUGUGGGAGCCUGGUGUCUGGAGGAGUGGCGAUGCUGUGUAAGGAGCAAGGCAUCACAGUCUUGGGGAUGAUUGCUCUGUACGAUAUCCUGGUCUGCUCAAGGUCAGGGGUGCUCAGGAUUUUAGAAGGAAGAAAGUUAUGUGAUGGAUGUGUACCACUUGUGAAAAGGACCGGACUUUUAUGUUCAGUGGGUGUAGGCCUCCUCCUGUUCCGAGUAUGGGUGAUGGAUGGACAGAUGCCAUUGUUCCAGCACCAAGACAAUCCAGCCUCAUUUUCACCACACCUUCUCACCAGGUGUCUGACAUACUCCUACUUAUGGAUGUACAAUGGCCUGCUCCUCCUGUUUCCCUCCACACUUUACUAUGAUUGGCAAGUCGGUAGCAUCCCAUUGGUUGAGAGCAUCUUUGACCUUCGUAACCUGACAACCAUCACUUUUUUUGCUUUGUUUGCUUUACUUACAUGGCAUUGGUGGAAGAAUUUUGAUACUCGGGCCACAUGUAAAUCAGAUGCUCACCUCGUCAGUCUUCUCCUACUGGUGCUGCCAUUCUUGCCUGCCUCUAAUCUCCUAUUCAGAGUUGGAUUUGUACUGGCCGAGAGGGUCCUCUAUAUCCCCAGUACUGGUUACUGUAUCCUGAUAUCCCAAGGGAUUCACCUACUGUUGGAGAGAUUUCCAACCAAGAGAUUCCACAUACUCACUAGCUGUACCCUCCUACUGCUGGUACUUGUGGGGAAAACUUGGAACCAGAAUUACACCUGGAUCUCUAGGGAGUCCCUGUUCAGAUCAGGAGUGAAGAUCUUGCCACACAAUGCUAAAGUUCACUAUAAUUAUGCUAAUUACCUCAAAGACAGAGGGUCACUGGCUGCUGCUACUGAUCACUACCAGGUGGCGCUAGACCUGUACCACGACAACCCCAGUGCCCAUAACAAUCUAGGGACCCUGCUGUCCAACAAAACCCAGGCUGAGUACCACUACAAACAGGCUCUGGCUCUGUGUGAAGAUCACAAGGGGGCUCAUGUCAACCUGGGAUCACUGUUAUUCAAUAGAGGGGAGAAAAAGCUUGGUAUCAGCCUCCUACAAAGAGCUCUGGAGAUUGACCCUAGCUAUGAGGAAGCCUUUAUAGCACUUGCUGGAAUGAUGGUAGAAACCAAGAACUGGACCGAGGCUGACCGACUCUUCCUGUCAGCAAUGGCCUACAACCCAGCGUCUGCUCAAGCCUACCAUAACUAUGGUACCUUUCUGCAUCGUAGAGGAGAGGAGAAAAAGGCACUAGAGUUUUAUCAACGAGCCCUUGAGGUGGACCCAGGCCACACGAUAUCAAUUGUGGAUACUGCCAGAUGUCUAAAGAACCAGGGCAAGCUUUCACAGGCAGAACACAGCCUAAAACAUGCCCUGAAAAUGAAAAAGGAAGAUUCUACACUGGACUUGCUUGGUGUGGUGUACUUUGAGAUGGGGCGUAGCAGUGAGGCGAUUCAUUUGUAUGAGGAUGUCCUGAAGGACAGCCCUAACAAUACAGAUCUCCUCUUCCAUUAUUCUCAGGUGCUGGCAAAGAACUUGAAGUUUGAGAAAUCAGAGGCUGCUCUACACCAGGCUAUACGCCUAUCACCAAACAGUAUAGAGAUCCUCACUCAGAUGUCCAAGAUCCUCGGACAGCAGGCCAGGCAUAAAGAGGCAUUGCCCUACCUUGACCAUGCUAUCACAGUAGCCCAGCGGACCAAUGACAGACUGGCCCUGGUGGACCUCUUCCUGCAACAUGGUGAUCAUAACAAAGACAUCCAGCAGUAUUCUCAAGCUGUCAAUAGUUUCAGUGAAGCAUUAAGACUAGGAGGAGAUAAUCCAAGUGUGCACCUCAACUUAGGAGCCCUACAUCAUAUACUGGGCCACCACAAAGAAGCUAAACAUCACUACUUGCGAGUUCUGUCCAUGGAUCCAAGUCACACGAUAGCCAAAGACAAUCUCCAAAAACUGGAACGCCUCCAAAGUCAGGAAAGAUCACGGUUGUGAAGGGAGAUAAUCCAUGUCCAAUUGCUCAAAACUAGUAUUAGCAUUAUUGUUGAACUGCCAUGGGGUGCAUGAAUAUUGUGCUUUAGAUUUUUAAUAAAUGAGACAAAAUAAAGCUGCUACCAUUUCCUGAUCUUCAAACCAUGCCAAAAAAAGUUAGUUUUUUUACCCUUGUACUGUUAAAAUGGUGACCAUAAAUUAAGUAUCUGAAAAGAUGAGUCUGUGAUCUGAAAUUAAAAACUUGCAGGAAUACACGUUUCAAAAUAUUUGUGUGUGUGUAUGUUCCUGUACUAAUCCUAAUGUUAUAAUGAAUACAUAUACAUGUAUAUAAAUGUUUUCCAUUUUGGUGCAUCUUUGACAAUUUUUAGCCAAUUUUUUUAAACAUAAUACAUAAACAAAUAGUGUGUAUGAGUUCACGAUUUAGUAUGUCAUGUGUCAGUUAUGAUUCAAUAAAAAUGCACAACUGUAACAUAAAGGAAAUCAUAUACAAUUCAGACAUCCAUUUUGUGUUGGUUUUGCCAAACGUUUCGUCAUUAUGACUUCGUAGUACACAACACCUUUUUUAUUGCCAAAAUUUUGCUGUAUUACUCGUGUCAUUAUAAUUCACAAGAUUUUAUUGUACAAUUCUGUCUAUCAAGAUAUAAAUUGGACAGGUUAAUAUUGCUGUUGUUCUUGCUUGCCUUACAAAUAGUUGUUUCCAAUCUUAUAAUAGCACCUUGUAAUCACAGCCUUAAGUCAAGGUUUAUUCUGUAAAAGAAAUACGUUAUUUUACAGGUGUACAUACAUUGUAUGUGCAACAACCAUACCCGGUAGCUCUUAUGUGUGAUGCUGUAAUGUUUCAGAAUAUCUGUCAGCAAUUGUGGUGUUAUGGUUGAAAGCCUUUCUUGUCAUGUUUACCGUCUCCAGAUGAAGUGUUGAUUCCUAUUUUACAAUGUAUCAGUUUUCUGUAAUGGAAUUGCUGCUUUCUUGUCUUGAAAUUACUUAAAAAGACAUGACUGUUUAUCCUAAGGAUACAUGUAAAUACUUGGAUAUUGCCGAUCAGCUGAUUAUUUAAAUGAUGCUGCUGUACAUAAAUGAUCAUUACAUUGGUUUGUCUUUAAAUGGGGUAGGACAUGUUUAAUUUUAUAAUUGAUAUUUAUUGUACUUAUAUCUUUAUAACAAUUAAAACUUGAAUAUAAAUAGAAAAAUUUAUUGCACUACUGAAAUAUUAUUUGAAUUACUUCUGUAUUAUUUACCGAUGCAGCAUGGUCUGAGUGAUCUGUUUAUAUAAUGUCUCGGCAAUGUGUUUGUAAUGUCUCUUAUUAAGAUACAAAGUGUUUUUUUAUGUACAAACACCUUUAUUAUUUCUGACUUUUUAUUUUAAUAAGUAAAGCUCCUUUUUUUAUUUUCAUAAAAUUAUCAUUAUGAAAGCGUUCAACAUUUACCUUUAGAUUUAUCGAUAUUACCAGUCCAUGUAAGUCACUAAACAUUCACUGAUAUCCCUAAUACAGUAUCUGUUAUGAAUUAUAUAUAUGUUUAAUGAGUUAGGAACAAGUGGCUACAUACUUUGUUUGUAGUACUUUUGUAUUAUACAAGUCCAUGGGGCUAUAAAAGCCCUAGAAUAAUUACAUGUAUAUUAAAAUUCACAUAUUCAAUAAUGAAAUUUUCAUAUAUUUUAUAUUUACAUUUUAUUCAUUGAUAUUCACACAUUCGCUAUUGUUAGUUGCACGUUAUUAUAUUGACAUUAAAAAAAAUCUAUAAUAUUUAUGGAUUUUAAAUUUAUGAUGAUCAUGUGAUACAUCAUUUCAUGAGUGAUAGUUUAAGGGCCAGUAACAAAAAGCUUUAAAAAACAAACUUUUUUUUUUUUUUUUCAAAAAUUCAUUCCAUAUGUACAUAAUAUAAUAUUGUACUACUGUAUUUGGGUCGUUUUAUCGCCAUCAUAAAUAUUGUUACAUUGGUAAAAGAAUGUGAUAGUCCAUAACUUUUAUUGUUUAAUUUCUUUUCUAAAUGUUAAUUCAAUAUGUAUAUAACAUACUUUGGUAAGAUUUUGACUAGCCCUUUUUUAUCAAAAAAAGAAAGUUGAUUUUUAAAAGCAGAGGCUAGAUACAUAGAAAACAAAAAUUGAAUGAUAAAGUGAUGACAAUAUUGUUGGUAUCUGUACCUACUUCAGUUGUAGAAUAGGUCAUUAUCAUUUUAUUAAUAUGUCAGAGUGUCAACUGAUGUAUACAAAAAGUUGUAUAAGAGAUCAUGUGCUUCCCAAAGUCAAAUUUUGCUUAUCAGAUAAAAUUGAUAGUGCAUUAAGUGAUGAUUCUAAUUUAAAGUAGGUGCUUUUAUGUAUAUCUCUAGUCAUUUUAAUUAUUUUAUGUAUAUGUAUAUACAUUUUGAUAUUUCAGUAUUCUAUAAUAUAUGUAGUGUAUAUAAUAUUGAUUAUUGUGAGAGGGUGACUGGUCUGUUUGUAUUUUAUUUUGGUAUGAUGUAAUGUGUGAUGAACCUUGUCUACACUGAAUCUUUUGUUCAGAUAAAACAGGAGUAUAAAGUUGGAUCUACCUGAAUGUCUCAGGCUAUUGCACAUUCAGGGUUUGGUUUAGACAGAUUACGUGAUGUCUUAAAAUAUACACUUUAUUAGCAUUAAAAUCUUAGUAAAAUUAUAAUUGGUAGAUCCCUUAAAAUGACCCCAGAUUGGGUUUUAUCUGUAUAUACCUGGUGACCCUUGGUUAGGUGUAUGUUUGAUCCUUGGCAUCCAAAGGUUAGGAAUAUGUACCCUAAGUUAGGCAUUUGUUUGACCCCUGCUGACCCCAGGUUACGCCCUUCAAAUAAAUAAUGUUAGCUGUUGGGAUGCUAUAUACCAAUAAAACCAAACUAAACCCAAGAUUACCGGUAGGUAUGUAUGUUUGACCUCAGUUAACCCCAGUUAGGUGUAUGUUUGACCUCAGCUCACCCAAGGUUAGGUGUAUGUUUGACCUCAGCUAACUUCAGGUUAGGUGUAUGUUUGACCUCAGCUAACUUCAGGUUAGGCACAUAUUUGACCUCAACCGACUUCAACUUAGGCUUAUUUCUUAUCUCAACUGCAUGACCCCUGAUGAGGCAUGUGUGCCCCCUGCUGACCCAAGGUUAGGCUUAUGUUUUGAUUCAUAGGACCUAAGCUUAAACACAAUUUAUGUUUAUUCAGAUAAAAAAUACUGAUAAUUCAUUACACUAUCCUAAAAUUGUAUGACAGGAUAUUACAACAUCAUAUUUUAAUUAAAUUUGACCCCUGGUGACCCUAGAGGUUAGGUAUAAGUUUGAUCUCUGAUGACCAAAAUUUAAAUGGCAUCUAAUUAAUUACCCGUAUUCACCCCGGGUGUUCUCAUAUAGAUGGUUUCUGAACAACUGUGGUAAAAUCAUGACAUGUCUGAAAUGAUAUGCCUUUAUAAGUUAUGCUUUUAUAAUAUCAGAAUAGAUGCUCAUUCCAUUAGGGAAUAUGUAUUAUUUAAGCUUGUUUCAUUAUGUUUUGAAAAUGCAUACAUACAUUUCGAAAAUGCCAAAGUGAAUAUGAAAACUAAAGUUGAUUAAGAUUUGUUUGUCUACACACAUUCAUAUUUACUUUCAUAUGUAUGCAUUAGGAUAUCAUAGGAACAUGCAUUUACAAUUUUUUGCAUGUACUGAUUUAAAAUGUUUGUGAGAAGUUCUGGUUGUGAUUUCAGAUAUCCCUGAAUAAUAAAUGAAAGUUGAAUUUUUCAAUAUGACUGUUAAUUGUUACUAUGAAACCUCACAUAUCUGAUGUAUCAGAUUUAUUACUACAUAUUUGUCUUUUAAAUAAAAAAUUAAUAAAAACUGAUUUAAAAAAGA
Messenger RNA from Mizuhopecten yessoensis (Yesso scallop), 6523 nucleotides. Its product is annotated as transmembrane and TPR repeat-containing protein 1-like. Bases 98 to 2719 code for a protein of 873 amino acids. Lineage: Eukaryota; Metazoa; Mollusca; Bivalvia; Pectinida; Pectinidae. The transcript is spliced from 18 exons. Gene Ontology annotation, molecular function: protein binding; mannosyltransferase activity. The record is from RefSeq and is a predicted model, not a curated record. Gene Ontology annotation, biological process: protein O-linked glycosylation via mannose.